This is a messenger RNA of Fonsecaea monophora, 3858 nucleotides long. RefSeq lists its product as hypothetical. The record is from RefSeq and is a predicted model, not a curated record. The transcript has a single exon. Lineage: Eukaryota; Fungi; Ascomycota; Eurotiomycetes; Chaetothyriales; Herpotrichiellaceae. The coding region runs from base 1 to 3858 and encodes 1285 amino acids.
AUGCAGGCAGAAUUUGCUGAUCGGGCUCAGCGACACAAACCACGUCAGUUGUUGCCCAUAUUCCACUUCCAUUUCGGGUUCCCCAAGGAUAUCUUCCGUGCCAAGCGAGUCGCGAGUCCUGGUCCCGUGCCAGACGAAGUCGAGAAGACUUCAACCACUCUGAAAUCGAAACCGACAACAUGGAAUCCGAUCUGGCUGCACACGAGCUUUCUUCUAGCAACAACAUUGACCUUCGUUGCUCUUAUUUCAGUGCUGCUGCUCUUGCUACAUGUGACCAAACAACAUGACGGCCUAGGACUUCGGACCUCAAAUCAUUUCACUUGGACGUAUGGCCCGACUGCGGUGCUCACCCUUGUUCUUGCUGCAUGGCGACAGAUCGAUUACUAUUGUAAGGCUCUUACGCCUUGGGACGAGCUGGCUCGAGGAAAUGCUCACCCAUCGCAAAGUGUGCUGCUCGACUACAAGUCGCCCCUACAAGUUAUAAGCUUCUACAACGCGUCGAAGAACAGACAUUUCACCAUUGUUACGACAAUAUUGGGAUUUGUUGUUCUCAAGCUGAUCACACUUGCCUCUACUGGUCUUCUUUUCCCGGAUCCCGUCGCCUUACCCAGCAGUCAAGUUCAGGUCUCAAGAAUCACAAGGCUGGACGGUUCACUCUAUGAUGCGUCAGCAAAUCAGGGGCUUUUCGACCCGUCAAUUGCAUACACGGCUUAUGCUGCUAUGAGUAAGGGUUUAACUUACGCAGAGGGCACGACUGCUGAGAUGGUUUACGAACAGAUUGGGGAAUUCAGACUGCCGAUACAGGGUCAGGACGCCAACGGAACAGUUAGCGCAGAAGUUCGAGCUCUCGUCCCAACAUACCACUGUGAGAGUGCCCCUGUGACAGUCAACCUUCAGCCUGCAAAUGUGACAGAUUUUCAUCCGCAGGACACCCUCCAAUUGUUGUUCCCAGAGUGUACUUUGCGAGCAGACGGGAAAGGCACGCCGGUCUAUGCCCUCAAUCCUCAGACUUUCGUUUGUCCGGAACGUCAGCUGAGUCCUCUAGUACAACAAAUUGAUUGCAACACGCAUACGUCUCUUGGGGGUCAAGAUAAUUGGCAGCUAUUGACCCUGAUAGACUUUCGCUACAAUCAAACGAUCGCCAAUGCGAGCGACUUGGCUUUGGGAGAUCCAGUUACGGCAACAGCUUGGUCUACAGCCGUGGCACAAAUGACUGGCAUAGCUUGCAGGUCGGGGUUCUCGGUCGAAAGCAUUCAAUUAUCUUAUGACCUUGAGAGUGUUCCUCGACGAAUCCGGACGACCCGCACAGGCAACAGCAAUGGGACCAUGCCGGGGAAUUUCACAGCUUUUGAUCUCGGCGUCCUGACCACUUCGGCUCUCAGUGCCAGCGCAGACAUGUUUGGUAAUCUGGUGGAUAACCAGAACGUUCUGGAGUAUCCUAAUGUCCUUUUUAAAAUGAUGGCAGCAAUGAUUGGCGGCACAUAUGAAGAUUUGCUGAAUGAAACUACAAUGGUCGCAGCUGCGGAAAAGGUUCUGCAACAAAUUGCCCUUCAGUCGGCCGCUAAAUACAUCAUCAGCAAUGACAACACUACUCUCCCAGGUACCUUUCUUCGACAGGAAGAGAGACUCCAGAUCAGCGACUUGUCGCUCUGGAUUAUGGUCUCUGGCUGCGUCGUAAUGGCUUUGUUGACAUUAAGCCUCCUCUGGAAGAGACCGAAGAAUCCGUGUCUCCACAAUCCUGAAGCCCCAAGCAGGACUGCAGAGCUCUUAACCUAUAGUAUUAAUCUCAGGGCAACGUUGAGGGGGGUCGGUCUCGGUGGAGAUGACGAGCUUCAUGCCAAGCUUCAAGGCUUCAGAUUCAGUGCUGAGUCUCAAGGAGAUAAUGACGAUGAGCGUCUCAUCUCUAUCUCACUAUCAAGCCCGGUUCGUUCUCCAGACGACAAAGACAAUAACAAUGUGGCUGGAAAUGAUGAGACGAUAUGGUGGAGCCCUCUGACCCUCAAACUUCCAGUUGUCAUCAUCAGCCUGGUUCUGCCACUGAUUGCCCUUGGAGCACUCGAGGUCAUACAGCAGAUUUCAGACAAACACCAUGGAUUCGUCGCUGUCCAGGGAUCGAGCAGCAUGUCCAUCACCAUAUACACCCGGUUCCUCCCUGCUUUGUUGAUGUUUCUAGUCGCAACUAUGGUCAAUGCUCUCGAUUUCAACAUUACUGUUUUAGCACCAUACAACGCGCUCCAUUCCAAAGUUGGGGCUUCGGCAUCGAGAAGUAUCGCGACAUCAAAUCUUGGUUGUCUGCCUCCACUUGCCAUCUGGAACUCGCUACGACACCGUCAAUGGGGAACUGGACUUUCCGUGCUUGCCAGCCUCAUCGCAAGUGUUCUUACUAUUGUGGUUUCCGGCCUCUAUACUGUUGAUAACCUUCCCCUGACUCGGACAGUCUCUUUGAACCGCUCAGAUACGUUCGAUACGAAAUGGGUCAAUAGUGUCAAGAAUGACGGCUCCGCAGCCGUUGUAGCAAGCUUGACGGAAAGUCUGGGUCUGGACUAUCCGCAAUUCACAUAUGGGGAACUAGCUCUGCCUUCCCUGAAACCUGUUGUGUCUACGAAAGGUGGUGUUGACACGAACGCCACUCUACAGAUUCAACUUCCCGCCCUGCGCGGCGAUCUGGAGUGUGUGGAACUGACUAGAGAUAUGGUGAAUGUGUCAGCAAGUUAUAAUUCCAGGAUCGAGACAGCUCAGGCCUCGGUCUAUGCUACGGUGCCUUUGCCGCCAGCGUGUUCCCGUGGUGGCCCCAACGGUACGGCAAAUUCCAUUCAGCUCAGUAACACCUUUACGUUGAGGGGGAACUCAAGUUUCGUUGGCAAGCUCUUGGAUCUACACGUCGGUCCAUUUGAUCCAAUACAGGCUUCUAGCUUUGGCGAAAUUUCGCCAAACACACAGCCAGAUAACCCUCCUGGAUGCCCGUCUCUGGCUUUGAUCUAUGGAUAUGCAGACGUCAACGCCGAGUCAAAGACAGCAAUGACGACCUUGAUGUGCUAUCAGUACAUCGACCAACUACAAACGAACGUGACUUUUACCUGGCCGGAUCUCACCAUUGCCACAAGUCAACCUCCCGUGGUGAAUGAAUCUUCCACAGAACGACUCCCCAGCGGCAUGAACGGCGAGACGGCGUUCCAGUUCCGGUUGCAACUGCACAUGGACGAUGAGUUCUCCUCUUUCAACCAAACAGGGAACAGUACUGCUACACUGGCGGAGAGCUCACCCCCAUUGGACCAUUUCUUUCAAGGCGUCGUCUUCGGGAAGCAACCGCUCGAAAUGUCUGUUCUGGCAAGCACCCACGAAGCAGAUGUCUCCCAGGUCUACGGUGGCAUCCGUGGCUUUUACCGGCGGUACAUGGCGCAGGCCAUAUCAAGCAACAUGCGAGUUCCCAGCGAAACUUCGGCCGAGGACUCCGCAACGAGUCCUGCAAACCGCACAACCGUGACGGGCACGCUCCUGGACGCGACCUCCCAAGCUCGGAUCGUCCAAGACCGCACCGCGAAAAUCAUCCUCCAGGUCCAGCUGGGUCUCAUCUUUGCGCUUGCCUCGCUCGCCGCAUACUGUUCCAAGCUGCACGAGCUGGUCCCUUUCAACCCGUGUACCAUUGCCGGCGUCGCGACGCUGUUUGCAGGGAGUCGAAUGUGCGACCCGGACGACCCUGUUGGCCAACGCGUCAUGGGAAACGGUGGCCGGGGACUGUCCGACGGCUGCUAUCGAUAUAGACUGGGAUGGUGGGACAUUGGACAUGGACUUGGAGGAGAGCCACAUAGAUGGUACGGCAUUGACGCGAUGGACCGAGACGACGAAGAAAGUCCGUAG